Messenger RNA from Pseudo-nitzschia multistriata, 2908 nucleotides. The record is from the annotation of a GenBank genome assembly. NCBI's taxonomy places the organism in Eukaryota, Bacillariophyta, Bacillariophyceae, Bacillariales, Bacillariaceae.
CGCUGAACGCAAGUAAAGACACCCUGAUAGGAGGUGGAGAACGCAAAUCGAGCAUUCACAGAAUCCAUGCAACCGCUCACACAAAGUGCACCUUCUGAUAUUUAUCAUUGCAGCUAUCCAUACGGAACCAAAGACGACAUCUAUUAAUAGAGAACGACAUCUGCGUUAUACCUCCCAUAGCAAAUCUUUCUGCUACAGCACACAAAAAGUAGGUAGACCUGGAAUGAUGAUCCGGCAGCUGAUCUUGCAUCGAAUGAAUUGUUGUCGGCAGCUUUCUUCAAGAUGGACGAUCUUUUUUACAUUUUCUCGCGUUUGCGAUGCACGUACAAAUAAUACUGAAAGCUACGUAGAAUGAGGAUUGGUCAGCGCGCGGUAMAUCAGAAAAACCAGCAACUUCCUGCCAACCCAUCUUGUCACGAUGUAUUCAAACAAAUCUAUCGACGAUCACAUCAACGAUUAUUGAAGCCAUAAUUUCCGAUGUCCUCCCCGUGAAGGUCGGCGACAUCCGCUUGAGAGCAUUAAACCGGCGACAAACACUUCGAUUGCCGGACCUCUCGUGCCUUGAUUUUUGCUUGACGCGAUGGUGAAAACUCGUGUUUACGGAUGUUUUUGAUGGAGCGCAGGGCCUCACAUUUAWAUCUGCUUAAUUUUGAUUGGACGAGCAUGACGUCAAAUACUCAAUUUGAUGUCAUCGUUCUUCCACGAAGAGCAAACGGAACAAACCAAACAUCAACUCUUUUCUUCCUCCUUCUCACACGAAACGCUUUUCCAUUCUUCUGUUUUUCUUUACGCGCAGAAAUCACGCGAGAAAGCUCUUAUCGUAUUUUGUUUUGUUGAACCUGAACUAAAACACCCAACCUUACUCGUGUCAGUCAAUCAGACAGACGAACUUGAUACCUGGGUUCGAGUACUUCGUAAACAAUAGUACUACCCCUUCCGAAUCGUUUCCCUUUCGAGGCAAAGCUACUGCAUACAUGUUAGCUGCCUUACCUAACAUGUCCCAGCCAGUAACCAUCCCUAUCUUUGGAUCAACCAGUAACCAGCAGCCGCAAACUGGAGAAUGGUUCAUGGAUGAUGGGGAGCAGGAUAUGGACUUCGACUUGUUGGCCGAAUACCUCCUCGAGGAGACUCCAGGAAGUAAUCAAACAGGACCGGUGAACUUUGAAUUCRGGUAAGUCUUGAAACGAGAGAAAGAAAAGUUAUUACUCUGGUUYCGUUGAUAAUUAACUAAUGCUAUUUUUCGCGAUUGAUGUUGUCUUUAUUGUGAGCAGUGACUUCGUAGUGUCGCCUGAGCAGAGCGUGGACGGAGCGGGUGAUAAUGGAGCAGCGCAAGCAAAAAGCAUAAUCACACAGCACGCCGCUACAAUCGCUGCCGCUGCCCCUGCUCCUAUCCCAUCACCYAAGAUGACACAAGUAGUGCAAUAUGCACCGGUUCCACCACCCCCUCCCUUAAUGGUAGCUCCUCAAAUUGCUGCAAAGGGAAUGGCCGUUCCCGCCACUAUCCCUCAAUAUGUUCCGCAACGGUCCAGCUCGAUGGCACCAGCACCUGCUUCGAAUCAACAAGCACCUACCAAAGCUGCCCUAAAGACAAAGGGGGGAGCUGCGGAUGCUAAACGCCGUAGGACAAACCCACCCGAAGUUGCUCCUCAGGGGCUGAUCAACACUUCGUACAUGACSAAUGGCACAGCGAACAUGUCCCCAGCAGUUGUUGCUGCUGCUGCAGCGGCUGCUGCGAUGCAAGGAAGAGGACGUAAGAAGACUCAAGCUCAGAUCGAUCGAAGAAGAGAAAGAAAUCGUAUUCUUGCCAGGAGAACCCGACUUAGAAAGAAAUUCUUUUUCGAAUCAUUACAAAAGGAAGUAAUGGARCUUCAAAGAGAAAAUGCUGUCUUGAAGGACAUCGUACGCACCGAAGUCAACACGGAAGAAGGAAGAUUGCUUCUGGAACAGAGCAAUGCUGCCAAAAAAUUGCCGAGAGAAGUGCUUGAAGCUUGUGGAGAAAAUCCCGAUCUUGACCAAGAAGACUUCAAUCUAGUCACAAGUAUUCAACAAUCACAACAUUCAUUUGUCAUCACAGAUCCCAGUCUACAAGACAAUCCAAUUGUUUUUGCUUCGGAUGACUUUCUCAGGUUAACGGGAUAUUCCAGAGAUGAUGUCCUCGGAAGGAAUUGCAGAUUUUUGCAAGGUCCCGAGACGAGCAAAGAUAAACUUGAUAUCAUUCGCAAGGGACUCCCAAGUGGUGAAGAUAUCUCUAUCACGUUUGUGAACUAUACGGCGGAUGGCACUCCAUUCUGGAACAAGUUAUUUAUCGCAGCCCUCCGCGAUGCCCAGAACAAUAUUGUGAACUUUAUUGGUGUCGUUGUGAAGGUAGCCUCCCCAGAGCCUGGAGACCCAGAGUUUGGMAAACAGAUUGGUGUAGAAAAUCCGGACGCAGAAAAAGCAGAAGGUGAUGCCGAUGGCACCGUCAAGGCAAUAGAAGGUGCCGUAGAUGCCGCAGUUGCUGCUGCUCCAUUGAACGUCCUCAGUGGAUAGAAAUCAGGGAUGUUUGACCAAUAUUCAAAUAGAAAUGCGGUAUGUUCCAACAAUGCGACGCAAGAAGGGGAAUUUGAUUCGUCUCAACGUAGUUGUUUGAAUGUCACUUUACACAAGAAGUCCUCUUAAUGCCCGCCAAAAGUUGAAGAACCAAGAACUAAUACCACGUGCUCUCGUGACCUCGUAUUGAGGUAGUUUAAUCGUUUCGAACGAGUACACUGACUGCUGACCCAAAAAGUCAAAAUGCCCAUUGACAUGUGCUAUGUAAAUAUUAAUCAACGAGGAAURUCAGUCGUAGUAGGACCAGGGUUUGCGAGUGUCAAAAUUAAAUGAAUAAACGAAAUGAAAUGAAAUGGAGAAAUAAUUUAAAAUGUGUUGU